Molecule: messenger RNA, 2280 nt
Organism: Caenorhabditis remanei
Lineage: Eukaryota; Metazoa; Nematoda; Chromadorea; Rhabditida; Rhabditidae
Exons: 7
Coding region: 1-2280 (759 amino acids)
Biological process (GO): regulation of transcription by RNA polymerase II; mRNA splicing, via spliceosome
Cellular component (GO): spliceosomal complex; Prp19 complex
Molecular function (GO): RNA polymerase II transcription regulatory region sequence-specific DNA binding; DNA-binding transcription factor activity, RNA polymerase II-specific
Source: RefSeq, a predicted model, not a curated record
AUGGUGCGAGUUAUCAUCAAAGGAGGUGUUUGGAAAAACACAGAGGAUGAAAUCCUCAAAGCCGCUAUAAUGAAGUACGGAAAGAAUCAGUGGAGUCGUAUUGCGUCGUUGUUGCACAGAAAAUCAGCAAAACAGUGCAAGGCUCGCUGGUUCGAAUGGCUCGAUCCCGGAAUCAAAAAGACGGAAUGGUCACGCGAAGAAGACGAAAAACUUCUUCAUCUCGCCAAAUUGAUGCCAACACAAUGGAGAACCAUCGCUCCGAUUGUCGGCCGAACAUCAGCUCAAUGCCUUGAAAGAUACGAACAUUUGCUGGAUGAGGCUCAACGAAAAGCCGAAGGACUUGAUGAAGAAGCAACAGAAGCGAGAAAAUUGAAGCCAGGAGAGAUAGAUCCAACUCCAGAGACAAAACCAGCCCGUCCCGAUCCAAUUGAUAUGGAUGAUGAUGAGCUGGAAAUGUUGUCAGAAGCUCGUGCUCGUUUGGCGAAUACUCAAGGAAAGAAGGCGAAGCGAAAGGCUCGUGAACGUCAACUUUCUGAUGCUCGUCGUCUGGCUUCACUUCAGAAGCGAAGAGAAAUGCGGGCUGCUGGUUUGGCAUUCGCCAGAAAGUUCAAGCCGAAACGAAAUCAAAUUGAUUACAGUGAAGAGAUUCCAUUCGAGAAGCACGUUCCAGCCGGAUUCCACGAUCCAUCAGAUGACAGAUACGUCGUUGAAGACGCCAAUCAACGUGCUAUCGAUGAUCACCAGAAGCCACGUGGACGUGAGAUUGAGAUGGAAAUGCGUCGUGAGGACAGAGAGAAAUUGAAGAAGAGAAAGGAGCAAGGAGAAGCCGACGCUGUCUUCAAUAUCAAAGAGAAAAAACGCUCGAAGUUGGUACUUCCGGAACCACAAAUUUCUGAUCGCGAGUUGGAGCAAAUCGUUAAAAUCGGACAUGCAUCUGACAGUGUUCGUCAAUAUAUCGAUGGAACUGCUACCAGUGGUCUUCUUACCGACUACACCGAGUCGGCUAGAGCUAACGCGGUGGCUGCAAGAACUAUGAGAACUCCGAUGCCAAAGGACACUAUACAAAUGGAAAUUGAGAAUAUAAUCGCUCUACAGAACACUGAAUCAGUGUUGAAAGGAGGACUUAAUACUCCAUUACACGAGUCGGAACUCGGAAAAGGUGUUCUUCCGACACCAAAGAUUGUGGCCACUCCGAAUACUGUUCUUCAUGCAAUUGCCGCCACUCCAGGCACCCAAUCCCAGAUUCCAGGAGCCACACCGGGAGUUUUUGCUACUCCGGGAAGUGUCGCCGCCACUCCAUUCAGGGAUCAAAUGCGUAUAAACGAGGAAAUCGGUGGAUCUUCUCUGGAACAGAAGGCGAAUCUCAAAAGAGCACUCGCUAGUCUACCAACUCCUAAAAAUGAUUUCGAAAUUGUCGGACCAGAUGAUGAUGAGGUUGAAGGAGCAGUUGAGGAUGAUAAUGAUCAAGAAGACGCUGAAUGGGUUGAGGAUGCAUCGGAGAGAUCUGAAAAGCAUGCGAAGAGAAACGCAGAGAUUCGUAUUAGAAAUCUGAAAAUGAGAACUCAAGUCGUUCAGAGAUCCCUUCCAAAACCAUCAAAGAUCAAUGAAUCGGCAACUCGCCCAACCAAUGCUUCUGGAGAUCUUCCGAAGGCUGACGACAUGAUUAAACUGGAAAUGAGUAGACUUCUCGCAUGGGAUGUUGAUAACAAGGCUCCAGAAGUUGUCUAUUCUCGUGAAGAUCUUGAUGAAGCUGCUGAACUCAUCAAGAAGGAGGCUGAUGCUGGACCAGAAUUGAAUUCAAUGAUGUGGAAAGUGGUUGAGCAGUGUACUUCUGAAAUGGUGUUGAGCAAGGAUAAGUUCACACGUAUUGCUAUUCUUCCGAGAGAAGAACAGAUGAAGGCGUUGAAUGAUGAAUUCCAAAUGUAUCGUGGAUGGAUGAAUCAACGGGCGAAGCGGGCGGCAAAGAUCGAGAAGAAGUUGAGAGUCAAGUUGGGAGGUUAUCAGGCUAUUCAUGACAAACUGUGCAAAAAGUAUCAAGAGGUUUCCAACGAGAUCGAAAUGGCAAAUAUUGAGAAGAAGACUUUCGAACGUCUCGGAGAGCAUGAGCUGAAGGCGAUCAACAAACGUGUCGGACGUCUUCAACAGGAAGUCAAAACUCAAGAAGCGAGAGAGAAAGAUCUUCAGAAGACGUAUUCAAAGUUGUCGAACAAGCAAUGGAAACUUUCGCAAAUCGAAAUCCACGACUCCGCCUCCACCACUGCUGCUCCAAUCGCCUACUAA